This is a messenger RNA of Oppiella nova, 454 nucleotides long. NCBI's taxonomy places the organism in Eukaryota, Metazoa, Arthropoda, Arachnida, Sarcoptiformes, Oppiidae. The record is from the annotation of a GenBank genome assembly.
GUGACUCAAUAUGUCAAUCAAAUGGUCGAUAUUCAUGCUAUGGAUGGGCCAACGAUUACUCCGCGAGAGUUCAGACAUCGGACACAAUAUUAUUGCGAAAGAAUAGCUCGAAUCAAUCGACCACUUCAACUGAUGUCCACGUAUUUGGCCUCCAUUUCAACAAAAGAUCGAAAAAGUGAUGACAAAGAAUGGAAAUUGGGGACAAUGGACACAAUGGACGCCAAAGACAUUGAACUGAUAACAUAUUUCAGCCAAAAAACGAGUGAUUGUGUUCACCAGGGAUUCAAAUAUGACUGCAAAGACCCGAUUGUCGUCCCCUUUAAUCCGUAAACAUUAUCACAACAAAACCAUACAUUCAUAGAUUUUAUAUAACAUUAAUUUUAUAUAAAAUUUUACUUUUGGUGGUAUAAUCAACAAAUGUUUUACAACAGAAUUAGUUUCAUCGAAAUAAUUG